AUGAGCAGUUUACCGUUGUAUCUACUAUCUGCUGGCAGCUGCUGUACCUGCUAUCUGCUGACAGUAGUAGCAGUAAACCACUGUAUCUGCUAUCUUGUGGCAUUAGUAGCAGUAAACCGCCCUCUCUGCUAUCUACCGGCAGUAGUAACAUUAAACCGCUGUAUCUGCUAUCUACUGGCAGUAGUAGCAGUUAACCGCCCUCUCUGCUAUCUGCUGGCAGUAGUAUCAGUUAACCGCUGUAUCUGCUAUCUGCUGGCAGUAGUAGCAUUAAACCGCUGUAUCGGCUAUCUUCUGUCAGUAGUAGCAUUAAACCGCUGUAUCUGCUAUCUUCUGGCAGUAGUAGCAGUUAACCGCUGUAUCUGCUAUCCGCUGGCAGUAGUAGCAGUAAACCGCCCUCUCUGCUAUCUGCUGGCAGUAGUAGCAUUAAACCGCUGUAUCGGCUAUCUACUGGCAGUAGUAGCAGUUAACCGCCCUCUCUGCUAUCUGCUGGCAGUAGUAGCAGUUAACCGCUGUAUCUGCUAUCUGCUGGCAGUAGUAGCAGUUAACCGCCCUCUCUGCUAUCUACUGGCAGUAGUAGCAGUUAACCGCCCUCUCUGCUAUCUGCUGGCAGUAGUAGCAGUUAACCGCCGUAUCUGCUAUCUGCUGGCAGAAGUAGCAGUUAACCGCCGUAUCUGCUAUCUAACCGCCCUCCCUGCUAUCUGCUGGCAGUAG
Molecule: messenger RNA, 711 nt
Organism: Mercenaria mercenaria
Lineage: Eukaryota; Metazoa; Mollusca; Bivalvia; Venerida; Veneridae
Exons: 1
Coding region: 1-711 (236 amino acids)
Source: RefSeq, a predicted model, not a curated record